UCACCACUCGGCAGCUAUGAGUGAAGAAAUGGAGGCAGGCGAUGAGACAGACUGGACGCAGUUGGAACCCAAGGACUCGGUCAAAAUCUUCUUGACUGUCUUGUACAGUCUUCUUCUGGUCACAGGAAUCCUGGGCAAUUGUGUCACCAUCCGAGUGACACAAGUGCUGAAGCGAAACGGUUACCUGCAGAAGAAUGUGACCGACCACAUGGUCAGCCUGGCUUGCUCUGACUUGUUGGUGCUCCUCGUCGGAAUGCCAGUGGAGCUCUACAGCGCCAUCUGGUUCCCCUUUACGUCGGCGUCAGGCGACGCCGCAUGUAAGAUCUACAACUUUGUUUUUGAGGCUUGCAGUUAUGCUACCAUCCUCAAUGUGGCCACUCUUAGCUUUGAGCGCUACGUGGCCAUCUGUCACCCUUUUCAUUUCAAAGCCUUGGGCUGCAAACGUACGUCGGCCCUCAUCACCUUCGCCUGGCUGGCGUCGGUACUCGUGGCACUGCCGUUGCUGGUUGCUACGGGAACACAAGGCCACAUUCCUUUUUCGGCAGACACGCCUGUCCAGAACUUGACUUUCUGCACAAACCUAAAGGAACGCUGGUUGAUGUACCGAGUCAGCAUCUUUGUGGCUUUUAUCGUCUACAUGCUGGUUUUGGUCUGCGUGGCCUUCAUGUGUCGCGCAAUGAUCCUGGUUCUGCGGGGAGUCCCAGGUUCUUUAGAUGACGGAAUCCCAAGAUCGUCGAAGCAUGAAAGCUCGAAGGUCAAGAUAGCCAGGAAGCAGAGCAUUAUUUUCCUUGGCCUGAUUGUUGGCUCCCUGAUGGUGUGUUGGUUCCCCAAUCAAAUCCGUCGUCUUAUGAUGGCCGCCGUUCCUAAAUCCCGCUGGACUGCAGCCUACUUUUGGAGCUACGUCACCCUCCACCCGGUGGCCGACACCUUCUUCUAUCUCAGCUCAGUCCUCAACCCGUUCCUGUACAACGUGUCCUCCAGACAGUUCAGGGACGUCUUUGUCCAGGUGUUGCGGUGCCGCCUUACGGUCCAACACGUCAACAAGCGGGCCUUGAAUUACUCCGGCGUGGCUUCAGCAAGCUCCCUCUAGCCUCUGCUGCUCAAGUCCUUGCGUCGCAGUCAGAAGGUCCGCUGCACUUUAGCAAAAGGUUCCUCUCAGGACCAAAGUGGCUCAGGGAUGCGUUUGGAUGGUCUGACAGCCCCAAAGGAGUUAGCUGAGGCUCUCACAACAAAGACAUGUUAAAAACAAGAACAAUGUAAAUACUAAACGACUUUAUUCAUGUAGAAAUCAGUGUUAAUUUUGAGAGCCUUGACAAAUACUUUUUUUUCUAAUUUUAGUCAUUUAAAUUGUUUUAGUCGACUAAAUUCCUCAAUAUUUUAGUCAACGAUAUUUACAGUAAAUUGUCGGCCAAAAUAUAAAGUAUUUUGCAUAUUUGAAGUUGCCUUGAAACCACUUUUAUUAAAGUUAUUGCAGGGCAUCUCAAAAACUAACUUCACCAGAAUUGUAUCAAUAAGUACAUUUCUCACUAACCUCACUGAGUUAUUAUUUUAGAAGAAAUUAAGCAUUUUUUAAAAAUGUUGAAUACUAUAGGACUAAAAUUGUCAUAUCAAGAAACAAACUAGUUUCGUUCUAUGUUGUAUACAGCAACCAGUGUUGUAAAUCU
Messenger RNA from Entelurus aequoreus (snake pipefish), 1664 nucleotides. RefSeq names its product G-protein coupled receptor 39-like. Gene Ontology annotation, cellular component: membrane. The record is from RefSeq and is a predicted model, not a curated record. Gene Ontology annotation, biological process: G protein-coupled receptor signaling pathway. Lineage: Eukaryota; Metazoa; Chordata; Actinopteri; Syngnathiformes; Syngnathidae. Gene Ontology annotation, molecular function: G protein-coupled receptor activity. The transcript is spliced from 2 exons. Bases 17 to 1090 code for a protein of 357 amino acids.